This is a messenger RNA of Hibiscus syriacus, 1802 nucleotides long. Its product is annotated as endoglucanase 2-like. The record is from RefSeq and is a predicted model, not a curated record. The transcript is spliced from 5 exons. Gene Ontology annotation, molecular function: hydrolase activity, hydrolyzing O-glycosyl compounds. Bases 168 to 1736 code for a protein of 522 amino acids. NCBI's taxonomy places the organism in Eukaryota, Viridiplantae, Streptophyta, Magnoliopsida, Malvales, Malvaceae. Gene Ontology annotation, biological process: carbohydrate metabolic process.
CCGUAAUCUUGUCAUCACCCUGAAAGCUCCAUUUUGUUUCCUUUUUGGAGAUUCGGAUCGAGUUAGUAACAUGGAAUUACUAUCUUUGUUGCAAAUAUUCAUUUCCAUGUUUUGUUGUAAGAUUAAUACAGCUUUGCCUAAGCAGACGAAGGGAAAUCUGAGGCUUAAUGGAAGGGAAGGAGGCCGAAGCUCUGAAAUCCAGAUGCUCAAACAUUUGGUGUUUACUUGCUUUAGUACUUGGGGUUCUUGUAGUAACAGCAGCUGCACUUACUGUUUUAAAGCACUUUUUCAAGAAUCAUCGAACUUCAAGUCACCCCCUCGACAAGAAAUAUGCUGAUGCUCUUGAAGUAACUCUUCAAUUCUUUGACGUACAAAAAUCUGGCAAGUUGGUGGAUAAUAGGAUCCCUUGGAGAGGGGACUCGGGUCUGGAAGAUGGGAGUGAAGGGAAUUUGGAUUUAUCAAAAGGAAUGUAUGAUGCUGGGGAUGCAAUGAAAUUUGGGUUCCCAAUGGCAUUCACUGCCACAGUGCUUUCAUGGGCGAUUCUUGAGUAUGGUGAUCAAAUGUAUGCUGUGAAGCAACUGGGAUAUGCUCAGAAUUCGCUGAGGUGGAUCGCAGAUUACCUUAUCAAUGCACACCCUUCUGAAAACGUUCUUUAUAUCCAGGUGGGAGAUCCGAAACUAGACCACAAGUGUUGGGAAAGGCCUGAAACCAUGUCAGAGAGGAGGCCUGUAACACAGGUUAACGCAUCGUUCCCCGGAACAGAAGUUGCGGCGGAAACAGCAGCUGCGCUGGCAUCAGCAUCCCUGGUUUUCAAAAACAACGAUCCUGCUUAUUCAAGUUCACUCCUUAUGCAUGCUCAGCAGCUCUUCACCUUUGCUGAUACUUACAGAGGCUCUUACAGCGUCAGUAUUCCUCAGGUGCAGCAAUUUUACAACUCCACAGGGUAUGGAGAUGAACUGCUGUGGGCUGCUUCGUGGCUCUAUCAUGCUACACGAGACGACUGGUACUUGCAAUAUGUAACCGAGCUAAACGGUCAAAGUUUUGCUGAUCCGAGUACAACUUGGUUCAGCUGGGAUGACAAGCUUGCUGGAGUUCAGGUCCUGCUGUCUAGGAUCAUCUUCUUUGGUUCAAAAGACAUGCCGACAAUCGAGAAUCUCCAUCUCCAAAUGUAUAGGAAAGCAGCAGAGGCUGUCAUGUGUAGUCUUCUACCAGAUUCACCAACAGCCACAUCAAAUAGAACAGAUGGUGGCUUGAUAUGGAUCACAGAAUGGAAUCCGCUGCAGCAUGCUGUGGCAUCUGCAUUCCUAGCCAUACUUUACAGCGAUUACAUGCUCACUUCGCAAACCGAAACACUGUAUUGCAGCGGAAAUUCAUACAAGUCUGAUGAUCUUCGCAACUUCGCUAUCUCGCAGGCAGAUUAUGUGUUGGGCACAAAUCCCAUGAAGAUAAGCUAUCUUGUUGGUUACGGUACUAGGUACCCCCUGUACGUGCAUCAUAGGGGAGCUUCAAUUCCGGUGAAUGCGAAUACCGGCUGCCAUGACGGAUUCAAGUGGCUUUAUUCGGACAAUCCAAAUCCGAAUAUAGCUGUUGGAGCAGUUGUUGGCGGACCUUCCUUGAACGAUUCAUUUUCUGAUACUCGAAACAAUGUGAAACAAGGUGAAGCAAGCACAUAUAACAGUGCCCUGCUCGUUGGCCUUCUUUCAGGCCUUCUCAGAAAGUCAUCCUCUUAUACGUAGAAAACAACUCUCAAUCAAUUCUCAGUACAUCUGAAUAGUUUUUUAGCUUGUAAAUUCUUUAUUAGA